This is a messenger RNA of Cotesia congregata, 1716 nucleotides long. The record is from the annotation of a GenBank genome assembly. Lineage: Eukaryota; Metazoa; Arthropoda; Insecta; Hymenoptera; Braconidae.
AUGCCGCUUACUGAAUUACACAAGGUUAUUAAAAAAUUAGACUUUAAAGCUUUUGAAAGUUUAAUUGAAAGGAGCACAGACAUCAAUGCAGUUGACGAUGAAAAUAAAACACCAUUGCAUUACGCUUUCGCGAAUAAUCAUCAAGGAACUAUGAUCUCAAGUCUGAUUGACCGUGGAGCAGACAUCAAUGCGAGAGAUAAUGAAGGCAAAACACCACUACAUUACGCUGUUGAUGAUUUUACUACCAAAGUAAAUAAAUAUUCACCCAAAUACAAUAAAAACUGUGGUAUGAGUGUCUACAGCUUCAUUAUGCUUGAACACUUACUCAAUAAAGGGCCGGAUAUCAAUGCAGUUGACAAUGAAAACAAAACACCACUGCAUUAUGCUGCCGAAAAUAGGACCAACAGACAAAUAGUUGAAUUUUUACUAUCAUAUAAACCGGACAUCAAUGCAGUGGAUAAUAAAAAGAAAACGCCAUUGCAUUAUGCUGCUCAAAACAGGUUUAAAGCAAUGUUUUUUGAAUGUGUCUCAAGUACGGAGGAGGAAAUUGAUACUGUUGCGGAUAAUCCUGAGGCUGGUGAAGAGUCGCAGGAUAAUGAUUUUAACGACGAAUUCAUUGUUAAGAAUUUAGUUGAUGCUGGAGCGAUUGUUGAUGCAGUCGAUAAUGAAGGGAGAACUCCAUUGCAUUUGGCUAUUUACCAUUCUAAUGAUCCAAUAGCAAUCAAGUACCUAAUUGACCACGGGGCAGACGUAAUUGCAGCUGAUCAUGAAGAAAAGCAACCAUUGCAUUUAGCGGCUCAACAUCCUGCUGCUAAGGAAAUUUUUGAAUAUUUAAUCGAGCAGGGAGCGGAUGUUAAUGUGGUUGAUCGCUGGAAGCAAACACCAUUGCACUAUUCUGUGAUUCGUUCUUACCCAAUUAAUCGUAAUGAUGAAAAUCAGAUCGACGAACGAGUUGAAUGCUUGCUCAAGCAUGGCGCGAAUGUCGAUGCUGUUGAUUACAAAGGUAAGACGGCUUUGCAUUACGCCGUGAUCUCUAAAAAAAAUUCCCUGGAGAUUAUUGAAUCAUUGAUUAGACACAAAGCGAAUGUCGAUGCUGUUGAUUACAAAAGUAAAACGGCUUUGCAUUAUGCUGUGGUCUCUCAAAAAAAUUACCUGAAGAAGACUGAAUUAUUGGUUAAAAACAAAGCGAACGUCAAUGCUGUUGACGAUGAAUGCAAAACACCGCUGCAUUUAGCUCUUGAAAAUUCCAUCCCAGUGUGGAAAUUUUUAAUCGACCAUGGUGCGGAUGUCAACUCUAAAGAUCGUGCGCACAGAACACCGUUGCACUAUGCGGUUUCUAAAGGUUGCAUUGAAAUUGUUAAGUACUUAGUCGAGCAUGGAGCGGAAGUUAAUGCAAGAGAUGAUGAAGAUAAAACACCACUUCAUUUAGCUUUUGGACCCUCUUUAACUUACAACUUGGUGGAGUAUUUAAUCGAUCAUAAAGCAGAUUACAAUGCGACCGAUCGUUGGUUGGAAACACCCUGCCAUUUAGCUGCCAGAAGCACCGACGCCGAAGGAAUUUUGGAGUAUUUAGUCGAUCGAGGAGCGAAUUUUACGGCUAUGGAUUAUUAUCUCAAUAUACCAUCAUUAAGGCUUGUUAUGGAAAGUGAUAGUGAUGAGGAUGAUAAUCCACCGUUGGAAAUUGUUAAAAACUUGAAACGCCUGCGGGAUGAAUAA